GAGAACAUCAAGAUAAACAAGAGAAUCAUGAGCAAGGACACCGAAGAGGUCAUCCGCAUGUUCAAGAAAUUCGACGAAGAGGUGCUCACCAACCCAGAUGCAAAAUCAAGAUUGCUUUCGCUAGGCUUCGAGACCAGAAAGAGGUACAUUACCACCUUCAAGCAUUUCAUCAGAUUCUGCUGCAGCAAACAGCUCGACAACUUCUUCGUGACUGGAGAGUUGAUGAAGGAAUUCUACGAAGAGCAAUUCGAGAAGAGUACUAGCGACAAGCCGGUGAUCCGUUUGCGAAAAAUGGACCCAGCCUUCAGCAAACUCCAGGAAAUCAAUUUCUUGGUCUAUGGUCUCGACAACAAGGAUAUCCCCAAUCGUCAGGUGGCCUUGGACUACUUGAUAUACAAAGAAACGGGAAAGCUUCCAGGCUCCAAGUACAGAAGACCCGAAGGGAAGGACAGCGACAAAUUGAAAACGGAGUCCAGUGUCGAAAUCUCGAAGAGCUCUACUCCUGUCGAAUCUGACUCGGAAGCUCACUCAGGCUCCGUACCUCCAGAAACCCAAAUAAAGCCCAGGAAGAAGGGCAUCAAGAAGGACGAAAUGAUUUCGUUCUUAAAAUCGUCAUACUACAACCACAAGGAAGACCUCAACAAUGCGGUGUCACAGGGUAUGACCAUGAUCAGAUCCAUGACCAACGACCCCCAAGUUAUGGAGGUGCUAUCCAGCUUGAUGGGAGAAAUUAAUGGUUCGUGUGAAAGGUUCUACUAUGAUAUCUGCAAUGGCCCUAGCUUGGGUGACAGCGAGAGUGGGCCGGUGGAAAACCCAGGGGGUGCCUUGAAGUCAGAUUCAAAGUACCCGGUAGUGGAGAUGAACCACGACAUCUACACCAUCUACGAAAUUCUCGAGGAAUGGUACACCAUAGAGCCAAGCAUCAGUACCAGAGUGGAAAAGUGGGGCACUAAGUGGAUAAGUGACGAGAUUGACCACGAAACAUAUCUCGAGAGAGCUUCUAUAGUGAAGUUCAUCGACAGACUUUGUACAGAGUGCGACGAACCGGACAAAUUUAUCAUGGCUAAUGAUUGUGACAGGUAUAUCAGGGAUAAGUCGAUUUUGGACGAGUUCAUUACAGAGAUAGAAUUGGACGUCGAGACCUUAUUCAAGCGGGUCAUGCGCUACAGAAAGAAA
This is a messenger RNA of Suhomyces tanzawaensis NRRL Y-17324, 1176 nucleotides long. RefSeq lists its product as uncharacterized. The annotation marks the transcript as partial. The transcript has a single exon. The record is from RefSeq and is a predicted model, not a curated record. Lineage: Eukaryota; Fungi; Ascomycota; Pichiomycetes; Serinales; Debaryomycetaceae.